Molecule: messenger RNA, 333 nt
Organism: Tetrahymena thermophila SB210
Lineage: Eukaryota; Ciliophora; Oligohymenophorea; Hymenostomatida; Tetrahymenidae
Product: oxidoreductase, short chain dehydrogenase/reductase family protein
Exons: 2
Source: RefSeq, a predicted model, not a curated record
AUGGCUGAAUUGGUUGGUGUUUCUUAUUACAGGACAAAACUUUGUAAUUUGUUAUUCACUGAAGAUAUUUAAGGAAAAUUAGAAAAAGUAGGUGCUAAGGUAGUUGAAGUUCAUCCUGAUACAGUUAGAAGUAAUUUAAUCGAUGACAUUAUUGAUGAUAGUAAGUUUUAUAAACUUGAAUUUUACCUUAUAUAUCCUAUAUACUGGCUCUUUACCAAAGACACAUUUUAAGAAGCUUAAACUAUACUCUAUUGUGAUUUAGAAAAGCAUGAGAGACUUAAAGAAGCUAAAUAGUUAUGGGACGGUAGUGCUGUUACUUUAGGAUUUAUUUGA